Messenger RNA from Nerophis lumbriciformis (worm pipefish), 2381 nucleotides. It is a transcript of the gene ppef2a, whose product is annotated as protein phosphatase with EF-hand domain 2a. Lineage: Eukaryota; Metazoa; Chordata; Actinopteri; Syngnathiformes; Syngnathidae. Gene Ontology annotation, molecular function: manganese ion binding; phosphoprotein phosphatase activity; iron ion binding. The record is from RefSeq and is a predicted model, not a curated record. Gene Ontology annotation, biological process: negative regulation of MAPK cascade; detection of stimulus involved in sensory perception.
UAAGAGCGGCCGUCCUGAUUCAGAAGUGGUAUCGUCAGUACGUGGCCCGCACGGAGAUGAGGCGGAGGUACACCUGGCACAUCUUCCAGUCCAUCGAAUACUCAGGAGAGCAGGCUCAAAUCAAGCUUUACAACUUCCUGGGCUACCUCAUGGACAACUUCACACCGUCCAGCAAUGAGCGAAACCUGAUCUCGCACAUCUUCAGGGAGAACGAGGUGUGUCAGGACGCGGAGUGGGAGCGCUACUUCUGCUACAAGAACAUCCAGGUGCCCGAGAUCUACUCAGGACCUCACCUGUGUUUCCCCGUGACUGUGGAGCAGGCCGUGGGCCUGGUGGAGGCCUUCAGGAACAAGAAACAGCUGCACUCGCGCUACGUCCUGCAGCUCCUCCUGGAGACGUGGAAGCUGCUGCGCAUGUUGCCCAACAUCAGCCGCAUCUCCACCUGCCACAGCAAAGAAAUCACCAUUUGUGGGGAUUUGCACGGGCAGCUGGAAGACCUGCUAUUGAUCUUCUACAAGAACGGAAUGCCGUCCUUGGAGAAACCGUACGUGUUCAACGGAGACUUUGUGGACCGAGGCAAAGACUCCAUCGAGAUACUCAUCAUCCUCUUCGCUUUCCUGCUGGUCUAUCCGACCGAGGUCCAUCUGAACCGAGGCAACCACGAGGACCAUAUCAUCAACCUGAGGUACGGCUUCACUAAGGAAGUGUUGACGAAAUACAAGAUGCACGGCAAACGGAUCCUAAAGUUGCUCCAGAAGAUCUUCAGCUGGUUGCCAUUAGCGACGGUGAUCGACCAGAAAGUUUUGAUCCUCCAUGGUGGGAUCUCUGACACCACGGACCUCGGCAUCCUGGUUAAAGUGGACCGACACAAUUACGUGUCAGCGCUGAGGCCACCUAAGAAGAAGUUCCAGAGCUCUAGCAGGACAUCCAUCGACUCGGAGGCGGAUGACGACUGGGGCCAACACAGGCUCUCCCAGCGCCGGGCUUCCCUCACGUGUCCGAAAAAUUUGGCCAGCCGGGGAAACUUCCUAAACCGCUCCCUGCAGGACUUCUCCGAUCGGAUCAAAGUCAGCAAGGAGGAUGAAGUGAAGGUGUGCCAACAGGGGGCGGCGCUUCUCGACGCGGGGAUUGACCCGGCGGCGAAAGGAGUGGACGCGUCCUUCAACCCGGUCGUCAGCGACAGUGCCAAGGAAGAGUGGAAGCAGAUCCUGGACCUGCUAUGGAGCGACCCGAUGUCGCAGGACGGCUGCAUACCCAACGAGCUGAGGGGCGGCGGCUGCUACUGGGGUCCCGACGUCACCGAGGACUUCCUAGGCAAACACCACCUGCAGCUCAUCAUCCGCUCGCACGAGUGCAAGCAGGACGGUUACGAGUUCUGCCACAACCGCAAGGUCCUCACGCUCUUCUCCGCCUCCAAUUACUACGACGUGGGAAGCAACCGAGGGGCCUACGUGAAGCUGGGACCCAACCUGGUGCCUUACGUGGUUCAGUAUCAGGCCAGCAGCAUGACAAGAGAGCUCACCGUGCGUCAGAGCGUGGGUAAAACCGAACGCUCCGCCCUCAAAGUCCUCCGGGAGCAGCUGUUUUCCCACAAGUCGGACCUCAUUUGUGCCUUUAAGAGGUUGGACGACGAGAACACAGGUCUGGUUUCCCUGAACAACUGGGCGUCUGCGGUGGAGAGCGUGAUGCGCCUGGGUCUCCCUUGGAGGAUGCUGCGCUCCCAGCUGGUCACGGGUAAGACGGCCGACAGCCUCAUCGACUACCACGAGUGGUUCAACGAGCUCGCCAUCAAGGGAGCCAACGCCGACCACAUUGACCAGAGUCUGCUGGAGACGCUGUACCGCCACCGCUCCACGGUGGAGACCAUUUUCAGGAUUGUCGAUACGGACAACUCAGGCUUCAUCACCAUGGAGGACUUCCGUCAGACGUGGAAGCUGCUGAGCGUCUACCUGAAGAUGGAGAUCACGGACGACGCCAUCUCCGACCUGGCCGUCACCAUCGACAGCAACCACGACGGAAGCAUCGACAUCGACGAGUUCAUGGAGGCCUUCCGCCUCACCGACAAGAAGAGCCGUCUGGAGCGAGGCCGCAGCAUGUUCAUGGCCACGACCACCGACCUCAGCGCGCUGGAGGGGGACCCCAACGUGUGACCAGGCGCACACUUUCCCACUACUGCUACGCUGCUGACUGAUGUUGUUGGAGGUGGAGCUCCCCCUGCUGGACGUGGCAGGGCACUGCAAACAAAAUAACUUCCUAAAUCUGCGCCUUUAUCCAGAUCCUCACUAUUAUUUAAGGGCUUCUUCCUGGACUUACGGAGUUUCAAAUCCAUACAUUGAAAAGUUUUUGUGUGACAAAAAAAACAUUCAAUUAAACAAAAAUCA